Molecule: messenger RNA, 438 nt
Organism: Ascochyta rabiei
Lineage: Eukaryota; Fungi; Ascomycota; Dothideomycetes; Pleosporales; Didymellaceae
Product: elongin C, variant 2
Exons: 2
Coding region: 1-198 (65 amino acids)
Biological process (GO): ubiquitin-dependent protein catabolic process
Cellular component (GO): elongin complex
Molecular function (GO): protein-macromolecule adaptor activity
Source: RefSeq, a predicted model, not a curated record
AUGAGCGACGAGAAGACGACUGAGUAUGUGACGCUUGUGUCCAACGAUGGCUACGAGUUCAAGCUGUUGCGCUCGGCGGCCUGCAUUGCAGGCACGAUCAAGAGAGCGAUGAACCCCGAAUCUGGCUUCCAAGAAACAGCGCGAAACCGCAUGGAAUUCCCUACGAUCAAGUACACCACCCCUACCCUUCGCAUUUGAACAUCCGCAUCCGCAAUGCUCCGACGAAGACGUGCAGCUAACCACGAGAAGUGGCGUUGUGCUCGAGAAAGUUUGCGAAUACCUCUACUACAACCAGAAGCAUGCAGACAGUAAGGAUGUCUCGGACAUGGACAUCCCGCCUGAGCUGUGCUUGGAGCUGUUAAUUGCCGCUGACUUCUUGGACGGUACAUAUCCUUUCUCCGAUAUCACUAUACACUGCUCACACAACCUACAGUUUGA